GCUCAAAUGAAUCAUAUUUGACUAAAAUGUAUGAUAAAACUUUGUUGUAUUAUUCAGCGUAUAUUUUCUACGAUUUUUAAAACAGUAAAUAAGGGUAGUGGGACUCCCCGGUCUACUUAUUUGAUACAUGUUCAUGCGCACUGCUGUCCGUGAUCGAAUUUUCCUGCGCAGUGAAGUGUGUGUUUCAGUUGUGACAAAGCAAUCAGUGUCAGGACGGGUACCCAUACAGACUACCAGACUAAAAGUCAUGAAAAGCUGUCUUUUAUGCUUGUUAGCAGUAGGUUGGUUUGUCCACUACACAACAGCUGAUUUGCCGAAAUGCCGAGGACUAAAGAGCGCCAAUCACAACAGAGCUUACUGUUACGAGGUGGCCACCUAUAUGGACUGUACAGAAACGUGUACAGAACUUCUACUAGCGGAUCAGUAUGUGACGGCUGAUUGUCCAUGGGGUAAUUAUGCCCAUGUUAUCACAGCUGCCAUGGACAACCAUUGCCAGGGAAUAAUCACAUUGGACAAAUGUGAAAUGUUCUGCAGUAAAACCCCAACAGCUGCUACCAAUAGAGUAGUGGGCUGGAAUUGCUGUAAAUCCUGUGUAGAAGUAUGUGGACGAGUCCCGUCACGUGACGUUAACUUCGAGGACCGAUAUCCAGGACUAUAUCCCAGAGUACCGUGAAGUUCAUAAUCUUACUCAUACAUGAUGGCUAUCUAACGACACUAAUGGCCAAUUCCACGCUCCUUGAAGACUUAUUUUGAUGUUGAAUAUGUUUGCAGACAAGCUCUCUUUAAAACUAUGUACACAUGUAAUUACAUAAUAACAUACAUGUAUACAGUGUAUAGUAUAAAAUUUUGCACCACAUUAGCAUUAUUCCUUUGGAUAGUGUACAUACUCUUCCAUAAAGAUAUAUAAUUCAUAAUUUGGCAUAUUUACAUGUAUCUAUAUGCAUUCAUUUUUUUUGCUUUGUUUUGUUUUGUUUUGUUUUUGUUGCUAGAGCAGAGAAAAAUACGGUUCCAAAAUAUAUGAACCAAGAAAAAUAACUUUAUUAUAUUAAUUGAUAUAAUGAUAUAAAUUGAUAUUGAAACACAUACUGGUUGCUCUUAUUCUUCAAAAGGUAUUUUAAUAAAUGUCUAUAUAG
Messenger RNA from Saccostrea echinata, 1133 nucleotides. RefSeq lists its product as uncharacterized. The transcript is spliced from 3 exons. The coding region runs from base 128 to 673 and encodes 181 amino acids. Lineage: Eukaryota; Metazoa; Mollusca; Bivalvia; Ostreida; Ostreidae. The record is from RefSeq and is a predicted model, not a curated record.